Messenger RNA from Anarrhichthys ocellatus (wolf-eel), 5170 nucleotides. Its product is annotated as transcriptional repressor scratch 1-like. Gene Ontology annotation, biological process: regulation of DNA-templated transcription. The record is from RefSeq and is a predicted model, not a curated record. Gene Ontology annotation, molecular function: DNA-binding transcription factor activity, RNA polymerase II-specific; RNA polymerase II cis-regulatory region sequence-specific DNA binding. The transcript has 2 exons. NCBI's taxonomy places the organism in Eukaryota, Metazoa, Chordata, Actinopteri, Perciformes, Anarhichadidae. The coding region runs from base 724 to 1563 and encodes 279 amino acids.
GAGAGAGAGAGAGAGAGAGAGAGAGAGAGAGAGAGACCGAGGGGAAGAGAGAGAGGGAUACAGAAAGAGGGGACGCUGUUGAUUCAUUCACCCGCAGGGAGUGUUAUUGUGAUUUUUUUUUACCAACCUAAGUAGUCACCAUUAACGGGAAUUAAGGACUAUUUCUGCGCCAAAGAGGGAAGGGCACGGUGUCCGACAUUUUUCUUUUUGAAAAGCUUCCAAAAUUGUCGCGCCCCCUCCCACCCUAUUUUCUUCGCAUCCCUCCCUCCUCCUCCAUCUCCCCCUCCUCUUCUUUAAAGGAGCCCGAGAGCCACUGCACGCGCUGCAGGGUGCCUCCCACCGCUUGUUAUAUUGUUUUUUUUUUUAUUUUGUAUUUUUUGGACAGCUCACGAGCCUCUGCCCCCUGGUCUGCCACCUGCUCGCGAGUACAGAGCGCGCGAGGAACCCCCCGUGGGGGAGCUGUCCGGUGCUGAAGUUGAAUUCUUCCUCACCCUCUCUGCACGAGGACUAAAGCAGGGAGACAGAAAACAGAAAAGAAAUAAUAACUAAGCCGUGGUUGAGCGUGAAACUAUUUUACCGGAUCAACUCGCAGCCCGACAAUCUUCCUCCGAUCCGCCCGUCUUGCUGGUGUGUUACGGGCGAAUCAGCACGCUGGCCAGGCCGUCGGAAAACGGCUGUGUUUGUGAGUGUGUGUUGUUGUGUUUGUGAGAGUGUCGCACCACCAUGCCAAGGUCUUUCCUGGUGAAAAAGGUGAAACUAGAUGAUUUUGCCGGAGCGGAUUUGGGGAACGUCUACCGACACAGGACAGACCUCAGCCUGCGGCUGCAUGACAAAGCUGGAUACAUCAGUGACUACAUCAGCCCUGUUGUGUACGAUGGCGAGAGCGACGGUGGGAUCAAAGUGCCCUCCCCAGACCCCCUUUACGAUGGUAUCCACAGUGACUACGGGGCCCCUGACUCGGAGUCCCCCGACAGUCCUGGCUCAGAAAUCACCGACGGCUACAUCAACGGAGAUGCUGCGGUGAGUGAGGGAUACUCAGUCGAUGCCUUCUUCAUCACCGAUGGCCGCUCGAGGAGGAAAGCUAUCAGCAGUCCCAGGGCCAUCCAGAGGCACACCUGCAACGAGUGCGGCAAAACCUACGCCACGUCUUCCAACCUGAGCCGGCACAAGCAGACACACCGCUCUCUGGACAGCAAGCUGGCAAAGAAAUGUCCGACCUGCGGUAAGGUGUACGUGUCCAUGCCCGCCAUGGCCAUGCACCUGCUCACUCACAACCUCAAGCACAAGUGUGACGUGUGUGCGAAAGCGUUCAGUCGACCCUGGCUUUUACAGGGCCACAUGCGCUCUCACACCGGCGAGAAGCCGUUCGGCUGCGCCCACUGCGGGAAGGCCUUCGCCGACCGCUCCAACCUGCGCGCUCACAUGCAGACCCACUCGGCCUUCAAGCACUUCAAGUGUAAACGCUGCGACAAGACCUUCGCACUCAAGAGUUACCUGAACAAGCACUACGAGUCUGCCUGUUUCAAAGGCCCAUUCUCUCCUCUCGGCCCCCUAGAUGCAUGACCCCCUGCAUAGAUAAAACAACAGACAGAACUGCAGACAUACAUUACCAUUCUCCUUACAGACUGAACUGCUGUCACAAACAAUCUAUUUUUGGUCAGAAUGUGACCUUGCUCUCCCUCCUCCCCCUCUCUUCCUCCACCCCCACCUUGCUUUCCUUCGGAGCCUGUUCAUGAUGAUGACAAUAGCACAAUUUUUCUCCUUGAGAUUUGCCCACUUAAGGAUUUAACUGAUGUACGCAUGCACUUCCUCAAAAAACUCACCACCUCCUCCUUCUCCGUCUGUUCUGGAUGGAGAGAAUAAUACUCACACGGCUUCCUUCUGGCAUUUAGAGACAGUACGGCGUCAUAUAUUUUGGGACACUCAUGAUGAUGAUGAGGAUGACGACACAGACAAUAGUAAGCCUAUAUAGCUACUGGGUUCCUCCCUGCACUGAAAGAGUUGUUUUCUUUUCAUUUUGUUUUGUAAGGGAAUCAUAGUAAUAAUUAUAGUAAUAAUGAUGAUAAUAAUAAUGUUCUGCUGCACCAAGUGACCAUAUUCUCUCCACUACUGAGGUACAAAUACUAUUUAUUUAUUUAUUUACUUAUUUUAGCAUUUGUUUUUCUUUUUUUAUCUGUUGUAUAUUUAUACUUGAUUUUAUAAUUAUGAAAUGAUAGCAUUAACUUAUUUGUUGCACUUUCAUUUCUGUAUAUGUAUGUAGGAUACUUGCCAACCUCUUUCUAUCAGUACAGGCCAAAGCAUAUGUCACUUUUUUUUUCUACUAUUUUUCCUAUUAAGUUGUUUACCUUUUUUUUUUCUUAUUAACGUUAUUGCAUGCAAAAAAAAAGAAAAAGAAAUCUAUGCCAACAUCAUACAAUCUUAUGAUUUUUGCCAAAUUCCUAUAGAUAGAACCUGAGGGCAAUAUUUUUCUCUUGGAGCCUCCGUAGGACUCUUUAAAAGCAAUAAUCACCUAAUGCAUGGUAUUUUAUGAUGAAGUUAUGAAGUAUUACCAUACUGUAUAGCAGUUAAAAUCAGGUAUGUUUUACUUCACCUAUAGUCAUGAACAGAAUAAUACUAAUAUUACAGACAUCAGGGAACAUGCCAAUGUAGUGUUAGAGAAACAAAAAGAAAAGUCCUGUCUUUCCUCUCUUGUUAUGCACUGCCUGCCUCUUAGUGAGUAGAACUAAUGUAGGAUGUAGGCUAGAGAGGCUGGGAUCAGCUGCCUGCUGGGUGUGAGGCCUAUUGUACGACUAUAACCCCGACAGACCCGUGCUUGGCUAAUUCUAGCAUGAAAUAAGCCUGCUAACGAUACCCAGGGGAGGCCUAAUUUAGGCAUCUCAACAUUUUACUCAGAUUGGAUCAUUGGCCAUUCUUGAGAGUUUAAUGGUUUGAAAAGGGUCUGGGAUGUUAAAAUGGGACCUGUUGACAACACAUCUUCUUUGUCUUGCAGCCAAAUAACAAAAGGCCUUCAACAAACCUUUUGAUAAGAGGCAUUUAUUUGUGCUGAUACAAAGAAAUGAUGAAAUAAGGUUAACACAGCAAUCAGAUUGGAGAACUUUUCAAUGAGAUGUGCACCAUCCCAAAAUGAAAGUAAGCAUACGGUACCUAGCCACUCACAGUAUGAUUUCAAUAGAAAACCAAGUCAAAGUUUGAUCCAUUGUUGAUGUCGGACCAAUGUCAAUUUUAAAUGCAAUGCAUUAUUCAACUACCCUUCCAGUGCACUUCCAAACCAUAAGGCGUGCAUUCUUAAACCACAGGAAAAGCAUGCACUUUAGCUGGACGGUCCGACUGCAGCUUAACUGUUAUAGUCCAAUAGAUGCAUUAGGCCAAGUCCUGAUUAUUCUGCAGUAGGCCCCAUUUAGCCCUACUGGGCUGACCAUGGGCUGACUCUACGAGUGAUAUACCGACAGGCUAACUCUCAUUAACCCAAAACCUACAGAUGGUUUCACUUAUAGGUGGCCAAUACCAGUGUUGCUGAACCCAGUUCUCUACAGCUCAGAAACCUUUUUUACAGACUCGUGGAGCUUCCUGAGAGACAGAAUGACACAGAUCUGCACAAAACAUGAAGUGUUUGUUUAUAUGCCAUAUGUAUUCAUUGUAACUUUGCAUAGAAACACAUGGGCACAAGUGCAUCGGUGCAUGCACACACACAAGCAAGCACACGGUGCCUGCUGUUGCGCUGUUGUGAGAGAUACACAGUCAAGCUUCCAACAAUUGAAAAGAAAUUGGUUUAAUAUUCAGAUGUGAAUCCCUGACAAAGGAAGUUUCAAUAAUUGCAAUGCAUCCUCGGGUAUGAGAUUACCGAUAUCCGACACCAUUUAGGGUUUUAGGGACAAAAGGAAAGUCUGCACUGAUACAUGGAGCCAUUAUCUAAUUUCAUUUACGUACAUCUCAGAUAUAAAGUUAAAGGACCGGUAUGAAAUCAAAGGCUGUCAGAUCAGCUCUGAAUUCAAAAAGUCAACAUUUUGUUGUGAAAGUCUUGUGUUGUAGGAGUCGAUACAAUCUUUAAGUCUUUCACAAAGAAGCUUUUUUUUAAUGGAGCUCACAAGUCAGUAAGAAAGAGUCGGCUUUUGUUGUGACUGGAGCUCCAUCAGUGUGUGAGUCAGCACAUUACAGGUCCUAUCUCUCUCUCUGAUGUGUGAACUAGAUUUGAGCUGCAAUAACUUGAAUUGUAUCAGACGAUUAGUCAUACAGCUUCAACUUUAUGGAGCCAAAAUCUUUGUCUUUUUAGCAGUGAUUUGAAACUCUUGGCCAAAAUACUCACAACAACUACACAUAUGAGCAGGUAAAAAACAUUACAUGUGGGGCUUUAACACAAGUUCUACACAAAUACAAUCCCAGAUCAAAAGCACAAGUUUGGCAAAGAAAACAAAAGCAUUACGAUAUUUCUCAAUACAUUUCAGAGACAUCGACCCUUGGCAGAGAUAUAAAUAAGAAUAUGCUAAUAUUUUAACCACCAACUCUAAAAUCUUAUUAUUAUCAUUUCUAUCUGAAUGAGACAAAAACAGUAAUAACACAAUAUCUACUACCAACAAACCACCGAGAGUCUCUCUGACAGCGAUUCCUCUGUUUAUGCAUCACAACUUGUAUCAUUGUGUUUCAAAGCGCUCUGCAACUUUGCACUGCAGUCUAAACAUCUGAAGGGUAUGAGGCUGAAGUUGUUGUUGGGUGGCUGUCUGGUGGUUUUGAGACAGAAAAGCUGUGUGUGUGCGUCUGUCUGACUGUGUGUCUGUCUCUGGGUGAGCUCCAGGUCUGUUCUCUCUAAGCACUUCCAUUCAAGUCAUCUCCACCUUAAAGAAAGUAGCACAAUGAAACUAACUAGAAUUCAGGUAGAGAAGAAUUAAAAAACCUUGUACUAGCUUGACCUCUCUUCUUUUUUUGUAUUUCCAAGUUAAAGAAUGAUAAUAACCUAAAUAAUAAUUUAUUGCAGGUGGGUUUGUAAAGAAUCCUUUGGAUUGAGACAUUUUUACUGCUGUAUAGCGAUAUCUAACACACCUUAUUCUCAAGAGGUUUGGCUCUCUGUUGCAGAGACAGGAUCUCCUGGGUGUUUUUGAGCCAGAAUUCAGACAAUGUAAGCACAAUGAACACAAAGCAUUUUGUGACACUUCAUAAUAAAGAAUAAUCUCAACCA